AUGAACGAUAGCGCUGUGCCGUGGCUCGAUCGCGUAUUCUCGAACACCUCGCUGGGACAUCGAUUGUUGGAGAGGUAGGUUGGCGAUUCUGAAACAAGUGCCGACCGCCACGGCGCGGCUUUUGCAACAUACGCAGCCAGAUGGUAUGCAUUUUUGCGCGUCGGUGUGGCUCAGUGUACAGUGCAUUUUAUGUUACGCGCAAAGUUAAUUUUUUUGAGUUGUCGAUGAAUUUUCUCCAAAUAUUCAUCUCUUUAAAGCGUUUUUCUCUGCUUUCUACCUCAAUUAGACCUUUUUACAGAUUCCAGAUAAAGUAAUACGCGAAAAGAAGUCGAUGCGAUGAAAAGAAACGCGUAAGUAAAUAGAAGUAAUGUUUUAUUCAGAAAAUAUACGAUUUCUCGAGAAACGUCUCUAGAUCUUCUAAUCUUUUGAUUUAAAAAGUUCACUAACAUGACUGUGAAUGUCUUCGAAUCAAAAAAAGUAGAGUGACAGCUCGCUUUCGCAUUAAAAUUGGUUUUUUGCCGGAAAACAGUGACAUUUUGUGGAAAAAAUUUUUUUCUCAAAAACCGUCUCUAGAUUUUCUACUUUUUUUGUUUAAAUAGUUCACUUACAUGACUGUGAAUGUUUUCGAACCAAAAAAAAUUAGAGUGACAGUUCGUAGAAGCAAAAAAAAAUUUUUCAACGAAAUUUCGCUGUCUUCCGGCAAACUAUCGGUUUUUCCGCGAAAGCGAGCUGUCACUCUACUUCUUUUUGGCUCGAAAACAUUCUCAAAAAUGUUAGUAACGUUUUUUAACCAAAAGAUUAGAAAAUCUAAUCACGUUUUGCGAGAAAUCGUGGAAUUUCUGAAUAAACCUUACUUUCACUUACUUACGCGUUUCUUUUCAUCGCAUCGACUUCUCUUCGCGUAUUACUUUACCUGAAAUCUGUAAAAAGGUCUAAUUGAGGUAGAAAGUGGAGAAAAACGCUUUAAAGAGAUGAAUAUUUGGAGAAAAUUCAUCAACAACUAAAAAAAAAAGAACUUUGCGCGUAACAUAAAAUGCACUGUACGCAGAGCAACACCGGCGUGUCAAAAUGCACAGACUGAGGAUCAAACGUUUGGUGAACGUCGCGCGACCCUCUCUCUUUUCAGACUAACCCUCACGAACCUCCGUCACGCCUUCUACCUAGUUUCGCCGUACGAGACAAGUGUGGAGCGGCUCGAAGAUGUGCCCAACUACAACGCAGAAGUGUCGGCGUGGUGGUUGGUCUUCUUGGCCGCCGAGUUUUUCGUCCUCUUCAUCUCGGGACACGAGGACCGAUUCGCGCUCAACGACUCGAUCACCUCGAUAUGCGCCGGCAUGUUGAGCCAGUGUUUUAAGUGAGUCUUAGUAGGCUUAGGAACAAUUUUACACGAAAAUUUUCAACUAGCAACUUAAAGUACUAGAGAUUUACUACAUUUUUCUAGUUGAUCACUUUUUUCUACGACCACUCCUACGGCUACUGUAGCGCCAAUGUGCUUCCAGAUUCGGUGGUCGUGCCGUCGCCAUCUUCCUCUACGUGAUCGUCUGGGACAACUGGCGACUAGUCGAACUGCCGUGGGAUUCUCCGUGGACCUGGAUCUUUUGUCUCUUCUUCCAAGACUUUAUGUACUAUUUGGGACAUCGAGCGGUCCACGGUGCGGCGCAAAAACGCGUUUGUCCGACAAUAUAUCGGUUGUGUUUUAGAAGCGGGCUUCUUCUGGGGUCUUCACACGAUCCACCACAGUUCCGAGUACUACAAUUUCUCGACGGCUCUUCGACAGGCGGCGAUUCAAGACGCCGGGCUGGCGAUUUACGAUUGUCUUCAGGCGUUUUUCGUUCCACCGCCCAUCUUCUUGGUGCAUCGCUACUUUUCCGAAAUUUUCCAGUUCAUCAUGCACACCUCGGUAAGCAAUAUAGCUCAGCUGUCGGUGGAGAUAUCAAAAAGUUGUCAAGUGCAAAAAGGUACAAAAUUUGUUGAUGAACAUUUUUGCAGUUGACCACUUUUCGAUAUCUUCACAGGCUAUUGAGAUACGUCGCUUUGAAUAAGCAACAUAUGUCCUAAACUUUAUACGAAUCAUAACUCGCUUCGGAAGAGUUUUAGGGAAAGAUUGUCAACAGAAGAAGUGAAGUACUAGAGUUACUCUUUAUUAUUCUAGUUGACAACUUUUUUGUAAAAUUACUCCAAACGCUGCUGUAACGCGUCAAAGUGGGCUCAAAGUUGCAGCUGGUGGACACGAUGGGACCGCUCGGAUUGGUCUUCAACACGCCCUCGCACCAUCGCGUACAUCACGGUCGCAACCCGUACUGCAUCGACAAAAACUACGGAGGCGUCUUCAUCGUCUGGGACAAACUCUUCGACACUUUCGAGCCGGAACGUCCCGAAGAUCCGCCCAUCUACGGGCUCGUUUCCAACGAGAACACGUUCAAUCAAGUGUACCUUCAAUUUCACACACUCUUCGACAUGCUUCUCUUCAAAGGCCGCACAAAAGACGUGAAAGGAGAGCCCGUGUUCCCGGGCAUUGUCAAUAAACUCAAGGCGACAAUAUUUCCGCCGGGAUGGUCGCCCGGAGUCCCGCUCGUUCCCUUCUUUCACUGGAUGAGCAUGGCGGAUCCGGCGCACAAUGUGCCCGAACCCGAAAAGCCCGUGAUACGGUAUGAUCCGCCGGCGCGCGUUCUCGUGAAAGCGUACGUGGCGGUUUCGAUGGUCCUCCUCCUCGCCAUCUUCUUCCAUUUCGAGUACGAUCGCAUGAACUUGAGCUAUCUCGAGUGCUCCGUCAAAAUCGCCUUUUUCGUCGUCACUAUGCAGUGCUUUGGAGCGUUUUUUGAUAUGAAGUGAGUUAUUUCGUUGUAUCUCAUUAACUAUUGUAGAUUUCAAAAAGUGGUCAACUGAAAAGUUGUCUUAAAUCGUAUACCAAACAACUUUGUAGUUGAGUAAGCUCUUCCAAAACGCUUACUUUUUGAGUUAUUCAUCGCCAAACUUUGACGGCCUGUACCUCGGCAACCAAAAACUAUUUCAAAAAGUGGUCAACUGAAAAAAUGUUGCAAAUUUUGUGCUGAACAACUUUCUAGUUGAUCAUUUUGCGCGAAAAUUAUUCUUGCUCGAGUUACGCGUGUUUUUGCAAAACGCGCCACACAAGUAUGCGGCUCUUGCUGCGAUACUUACACAAAAAGAUAGGUACUACAACGGUUCCAAUAAAACAAUGAUUGCAGAUGGUACGCGCGGUACUUGGAGAUUUCUCGUUGUUGCGGUGUCCUCUGCUAUUAUGCUUUUCUAAUGUUCGACCACAUCGGGGCCGGCACCCAUCGUCUCUUCGUCAUUUCCCUUCACAUCAUGGCCAUCCUUCUCUGGACGACCGACGUUUUGGUGGAGGUGAGCGAACAAAAGCUUGAUUGAUUGUCAUGCUUCAAUUUUUCAGAAAAUCUCUGCUCACUGCCGGCGAAACGCGUCCGCCGAUGCUCCAAAAUGCUCAAAAGUCGGCGACGUGGAAGUGGCGCACACAGUGCUUGAAAAAACCGACAUUUCAGUGAUCUCAAACUAAAACUAUUAUUAUUAUUAUUAUUAUUGUUGUUGUUGUUGCAACUGCUUUUUCGUUCGAUUCUAGUCACUUGAAAAUGUGUGAAUAAAGCCAUUUUUGUUGGUUGCGCCACAGAAAGAAUGUUCAAUACGUUAUGGACCAUACCUUUGAAAUCAUGUUCAUUUCCAAUAAAAUGGCAUGCGCAGAUAAGGACUUGCGGAUUUUCUAUUAUAAAGUUUUAGGGUCACAGAGCUGACAAUAUGGGCGGGGCCUCGGCGGCCAUAAUGUGAGCAGGUUUUUUCUGAUUUUUGUGGUCAAAUUCGAUGAAAAAUGAUCGUUCGACAUGAAAACACACGAAUUCUCAGAAUUAAUGACGUUUUGGCGCAUUUUUGGCGGACUUUGCUUUUUCGCCUUCGCCGCCGAUCGCCGCAAUUCUCAUUUUGCGUUUUCUUGACCGUUUUCAGACAGAAUUGGUUUUGAGAAUGAUAAAUCACGUAAAUACAAGCAUUUUGAGCGCUCGAACCGCGAAAAAUACCGAAAAGCAACUGAAAUUCACGCAGUUUUAGCUAAAAACCUUCAAACGGAUGAAUGUUAUUUGCGACUUGACCAAAUUUGACGCUCUUUCGCUUAAGAAAUUCGUAAUGGCUUAUACAAUCGGUCUAUCGAGAGACAAAUGAGAAAUUAUCGGUUUUUUGUGGCUAAUUUGGCAAAAAACACUAAUUUUGCUGUUAAAAUGUGAAUUUCGCGCCAAUGGAUCGCUCUAUUGGGCGGGGCGCCGCACUUGCGCCCAUUGUCAGCUCUGGAGACCGUGUAUCAUGGGCGAUUCUGGUAAAUUCCGCAUUCAUGUCUCCUCCUUGAAUAAACACACAUUUUCCCAUCAGCUUAUUCAUUCUCUGAUUCGCAUCUGUUUUUAUUUCGUCCUUCGCUACUGCGGGAGCAUUAAUUCUUGUGAACCUGUGAGCCGUUUCUCGCCUGCGCCCUACUUUUGUGCAAAAAGAGGUUCUGAAAGUCUUCUUGUUCAUUGUUAAAGUUUCCUGAAUUACAGCUGCAUCAAAGUGUACGAAAAGUACGACGGAGACGAUGUGUAUCGAGUAAUCUACGGCGGAGAGGACAGUUCGACAAGGAAAAAUCGGGAACCUUGAUUUGAAUAAAUGCUCCACUCUGCAUCGCAUUUGAACUUUCAACGAACUAGCACACUGCCACGUGUUCUCCAUUCUCCUUUGAAAUCGCAUUCAUUUCAGUCGAAAUGGCGGAUGACGAAAGCGAAGAGGAGUCUGUAAGAGGAGAUCUCAUUGCGUUUUUCUUUUAUCUCAUCAACAUAUUCUUCAUUUUUUUCUUCGCAUAUUCCGGAAUUUGGAUUUUCGUGACCCGAGAUUUCAUCCAGGAUUGGGAAGAAGUCUACCCGGGCUGCACACAAGAACUGACCAUCAAAACCAUCCUGGUGUUCGUUUACUGUGUAAGCUCAACGUUUAUGGACUUUUGUACAACGCGUGACCGAUGUUUUAGUCUAUCGUCAUGCUGAGCUCCUGCCUCGUAUGCUUAUUCUCACCGUACUGCCACCGUACUUGUGCUUGUCUCGCGGUUCGUUUUUUCCCGAUAAAACGGUCAAGAAAGAGCGAAUUGUGUGGAAAUCUGUGAACGAAAUUCGCUUUUUCUUGGCUAACUCUUGAGAUUUUUCACUGUACCUGUUGCAAAAUUGUUGCAAAAUUCACGGCGACGAAAAGUGUAGAAAGGGGGCGCGGUGAGUCACAGCGUGGACGUUUAUCAUUGGAGCGCACUUGCAGCGCACGCGCGAGAGUUCAAAAAUAAUAAAUUUUCGGCGAAAAUUGCGUUAUUCCCCGUGUAAAAAUUGAACGCCGUAAUUUUUUCGUUUUUGUCACAGGCUAUAUUGUAGCUGGGAGUUAGACGGUCAUUUUGAGCACACACAGAGCCAAAUCGGUGCAGCCGUCGUGUUUCCUUGUGCAAAACUGUGUAGCGAUGCGAAAUAAUUUUAAAAGUUUGAGGUUAUUUUGAAUUGUUUCGCAGAUUUAUUACGACAUUGACGCUUGAAUACUGUUAUAUAAUGGCUAGAGACGCUGUACGGAUGAAAAAUUGCAACUCAAUGCAAAUUGACCGAUUUUAAAAACCAUGAAAGCGUAGCGUGAAUUUCUGGCUGAAAUACAUGAAAAGCAGAAGUUUGUCAGUAUUAGAAGUUGUAGAGAUGAAAGAGAGCUUUAUCAAACGUAAAAAUGAUUAUGUGCGCGAUUGUUACGUCUUUUUGCCGUCAGAAAUCUGAAGUGUCGCUGAAAGUGAACUUUGUAGGCAAACUUCCGGCCACAAGGAUCGAAUUUUAGAAUUGUAGAAGUGAGAUAACAUAGCGAUAAAAGAAAACAAAUAAUAUUUUCAAUGAGCUUCAUUCAGUAAUCAAACAAAUUUAGUGUUCCGUUAAAAAUUUGUUGCUGGAGAUUCCUGGUUUUCAGUUGAAUAGUGCUUUUUUCUAUUCGCGUGUCCGCCGCAAUCCGAUAAAAUUAUGGAGAAAACCUGAAAAUAUUUAUCGGCGAAGAAAAUAACUGUUCUUUAUUAUUCUAACCGCUACUCCGUGCCGCUCGGCAAUUUCCAUCAGCGUCGCGCCUUUCCAACUGCAGAAAUUGUUGCAACGAGUCCUGAAAAUUCAAAAUUGAGUUUUUUGCAACAAAUAUGUAACGAAAAAUUGCGUUUCGACAUGUUUUAAAAGAUAAAAACGAGAAAAAGAUUUUAAUUGCGAAACCAAAAAAUCCAAUAGUGCGCCAAGUGAGUGCAACAUGCGCCAGCAGUCUCCUUUGGUCUCAUGUCCACGCUGUGACUCAGUGGGGCGUGGCCUAAUCUGAGACGCGUUUUCUGAAAAUUGUCGCAAUUCCACAGCACUUUUCCGAUAUUUUUGUGUGUUGAUAUCGACGAAAGAAGAGACAUUAAAGAGAGAAAACGAUGAAAUUUUCGUGAAAACGCCGCGUUUGAGACAUUUUUGGCAUAUUUCGCAAUUUCGGAAUUUUCAUACCGGCCGAUCUGAAUAGUUUUGAGACUAAGUGAGUGUCGGAAGUGAUUAAGCACGUUAAUACAAGUAUUUUAAGCGUUCAAACGGCAAAAAGCAUCGGCGAAUGACUGAAAUUCGCGCAUUUUCAGCACAAAACUUGAAAAUCGAUUCAAUUGAUUCAUUUCUGCUAUGAAACCUGCUCGUUUUAAGCUCAAAAAGUGCGUGCGAUGAUUAGUUUAACAAAGUUAUGCAGUUACAUUGUCGAAAUCGUACAAAAUUUGGGUGAUUUUUCACGAAAAACAUGAUAAAAAUGGGGUUAAAUUUCGAAUUUCGCGCCAAAAUGGUGACAUAACCGUGCACGCUAGGCCACGCCCCUUUCUACGUUUUUUUUGGUCGCCGUGCAAUUCACUAUUAUGGGGCUAUUCAGCGUAUGUUUGUUUUCCGUUUGUUUUUCGUUUUUUUACACCUCCUGAAUUGGGUUUUUUGACGUAAAAAAACGAAAAAAAAUCAUUUUUUUUUCACAGCCUGAAUAACCCCAUUACAGAUCUCUCAAUGCCCCCUCAUCCUUUUCUACUACUUCAAUCCCUAUUACGACUAUGUCGACGGUCCGGUACAACGGACAGUAGUCAAGGACGUUGGAUGUUUGUGCUGAUCUUUGUGUAUCGCUCUUCUAACAUUUUCAGCCGUCUCUUAGUGGUGUAUGCUCAAAUUUUCUCCAUGUAUUUCCUCGCGUUCAUCGCCUGCGCCCUACUUUUGUGCAGAAUAAGGUUCUGAAAGUAUUUUUAUUCCCUGUUGACGUCUCCUGAAUUACAGCUGCAUCAAAGUGUACGAAAAGUACGACGGAGACGAUGUGUAUCGAGUGAUCUACGGCGGAGAGGACAGUUCGACGAGAAAGAAGUCGGGGCCUUGA
Caenorhabditis sp. 36 PRJEB53466 is the source of this 7410-nucleotide messenger RNA. The record is from the annotation of a GenBank genome assembly. NCBI's taxonomy places the organism in Eukaryota, Metazoa, Nematoda, Chromadorea, Rhabditida, Rhabditidae.